Messenger RNA from Molossus molossus (Pallas's mastiff bat), 2712 nucleotides. RefSeq names its product toll-like receptor 12. Gene Ontology annotation, molecular function: protein binding; transmembrane signaling receptor activity. Lineage: Eukaryota; Metazoa; Chordata; Mammalia; Chiroptera; Molossidae. The record is from RefSeq and is a predicted model, not a curated record. Gene Ontology annotation, biological process: toll-like receptor signaling pathway; inflammatory response; immune response. Gene Ontology annotation, cellular component: membrane.
AUGGGCAGAUAUUUGCUGCUACCUUGUCUGCUCCUGUCCCUUCCUCUGACCACGAGCUAGAUCAUUUCCAACUGCUUAGUGACCGAAGGCUCCAGGCUGCAUCUGGUCUCCCGUUUCUUCCUCUGCCGCUUGGACUCCAACCUUGCCCUCCUUGCAACAUGCUCCAGGGUGGCCAACCUGACAACGGCCUUGGAGGCUGUGCCACAGAGUGUGGAGGGGCUCUGUCUCAGCGGUUCCACUUCGGUUCUGCCCACGGAUGCCUUCUCCAACUUCCCUGGCCUCAAGGUCCUGUGGCUGAACCUGUGUCUCACCCAGCUUCUGCCAGGAGCCUUCCAGGACUUGGGACAGCUGCAGAAGCUGUCUUUCAUGCAACACCCUGUCAGUGUCCUCUUGCUACCCGCUGCUGCCUUUGGCAGCCUGAGCUCCCUCCAGGAUCUAUCUUUCUGGGGUUUUUGCCUGGAUGGGAACUCGGGUGUCCGGUUGCCUCCCAGUCUAUGGAGGCUGACCAUCAAUUUUAGUUGCCUUCAGCCCUGGCCGAAUGUGGGGAAGCUGGCUGACAUCUUCCCAGACCUGGUGCUUGGUCCCUUCUCUGGUGAUGCUUGGAUUCUGGACAUGCUGAACCUGUCGUUCAACAAGCAGCUGAAGAUGGCCAGUUCUGGGGCCCUCCAGGGCCUCAUGCUGGGGACUCUGAAUCUGGAGCACACGAAGAUGAAGGCAGCUGCCAUAAUGGGACUGGGGCUGCAGAGGCUGGAUGCCCUGUCUAUGAUGCAUACUGACAAGGCCGAGCUGCCUUCUGGGACAGUUGCGCACUUUGAGCUGCAAGAACUGAAUUUGGGAUGGACGCGGAUAGGGCACAUAGCUCUGGAGGCCCUGGCUUCCUGACAAAGCCGGAAGAGCUUGGGUCUUAAGCAAAGUGGCCUGACCAACCUGCCACCAGGCUUUCUGGCUGCCCUGCCCAGACUUCAGAGACUGAACCUGGCUAACAACCAACUGCAGAAUGCCGCACUGUGCACAAAUGUGACAGGGGCUGUGUCAGGACUGCAGGUCCUACAUCUGUCCUACAAUGCGCUGCACAGCCUGCCACCAGCCACCUUCUCCUGUUUGCCUCACCUGCGGGAGCUGCUACUUCAGGGAAACCAGCUGGUUUGGCUGGAGGGCCAGGUAUUCCAGGGCUUAAGGAGGCUGGAGAUGUUGGACUUGGGUAAAAAUCCACUGGUGGCCCUGGGCGAGGGCUGGUUGGCUCCUUUGCCUGCACUGACCACCCUGAACCUGCUGAAUACCCAAAUUGUGCUGAGCUCUGCCUGGGACUUCUGGGGCCCAGAGAGUUUGCGCAACCUGAGACUACAGUUCCCCUCUGGCUCUUCCCGGGCAGCACUUCUGCCCACGAGGCUGACCAGCUUGGAGCUUCAUGCAGUGCCAGGCAGGAGGCUUUGGAAGCUGGCUUCUCCUGUCUUUCCAGUCCUGCAGACCCUGACUCUAAAUGGCUGAAUGCAGCCGGAGACCCAGAAUGUCUCCAAGAUCUUCCCUGCCCUUCUCCAACUCAUCUUGCUUGGCAAUAGCUCGGAGGCCCUCUGCUCCCAGGACACCUCCAGCUUCUUCCUCUGGCUCCCCAGGUUCCAGUAUCUGAGGGUAGAGGGGAAUGGGCACAGCUCCAGGCCCUGCUGCAUCACUGGACUGCCCAGCCUGCUGGAGCUGAAGCUGCAGAGACUGCAGUCCCGAGCGCAGCCCCGCCCAGUGCAGCUCGAGGAGCUGGUGGGUGAGCUGCCCAGGCUCCAGGUGCUGCAGCUGGUCAAAACCGGGUUGGAGGCACUGUCUGCUGUUGCUUUCCAGGGCCUGGGAAGUCUCCAGGUCUUAGUGCUAGACUGGGAGACAGGCCUCGUGCUGGAUGGCAGCCUCCAGGAGCACAGUCCCCAGAUGUCACAGUACAUGUAUGUUCUGAGUUCGUCCUUGGCCUGCCAGUGUGCCAAUGCCUGGGUGGAGCCUUGGCUUGAGCGGUCCCCCAGAACAUACGUGCAUAUCGUACCACGCCAGCUGUGCCAGCCAGAAGCUGGGGGCCACUCCAAGAAUCCCCACUUCCCCUUUCUCUGGAGCCACUGCCCCAACACUUUGGGUUUGGAAUUCUGUUUGGGCAGUUCCGCCCUGCUGUUUCUGCUGAUCUCUUUGCCCCUCCUCAAAGAGGCCAGGAACUCCUGGACCCUCUGUCUCCAGGCCUUGUUCAGGGCUUGGCUCCAGGAUCUGAGGGGUCGGGAGGGUGAGGGCAAGAGGUUCCUCUAUGCCGUCUUUGUGUCCCACUGUAGGCAAGACCAGGCCUGGGUGGUGCAGGAGCUGCUGCCUACCUUGGAAGGGCGGGGGCUGCGCCUCUGCCUCCCUGAGCGGGAUUUUGAGCCAGGCAAGGAUGUGGCUGAGAAUGUGGCAGAGAACAUGGCAAGCGGCCGGGUCACGCUCUGCGUGCUGAGUUGCCGGGCUCUGCGUACCCCACACUGCGGCCUGGAGCUCCACCUGGCCACCUCCUUUCUGCUGACUGUCCCCUGCCCUCCAGUGCUGCUGCUGGUCUUCCUGGAGCCUGUCUCUCGUCACCGGCUCCCUCGCUACCAUAGACUGGCCUGGCUGCUCCGUAGAGGAGACGAUUGUGUGUGGCCCAAGGAAGAUGAAAGAAAGGACCACUUCUGGGUGUGGCUGCGGAGCAGGCUGGGGCAGGCUGGGUUGGGCUAG